UUCAGUUGGCCAGGCUGCAAAUAUCUUAAACAAGUCUUGAAAUAUUUAAUUUUUAAAACGAAAAUUCAAAAUGAUCUACUCGGAUAAUUUCUGUUGUUGCAUUGAGCUCAAGUGUGGCUGCAUAUUGAUAGCCAUCAUUGAGGUGCUUAUCCGUGGCCUUGAUCAGUUCUUUGUGGAUCGCGAGACUGUACUGGGAUUCAUUUCCCUGAUCGUGAGCGGUGCCUAUGUGAUCAGCUGCAUUUUCCUUUUUCUUGGAGCUCUGCUGGGGCUGCGCUGUUUUCUAUUCCCAUAUCUCUCGGUGUCCUGCCUCCGUUUCUUUAUCUUAGUCGCCGAGGGUGUGUUUGUGGCCACGGAUGGAGUUGUCAACAAUUAUCUUAUCUUUGAUUUAAUUCAAUCGAUUGUGGGUCUGUACUUUUGGCUGGUUGUCUUCUCCUACUAUGAUCGCUUAAAGGAAGGUUGAGGAUAAUUCUUCAUUUUUCUUAAUUAAUAUCAUAUAUUUUUUGUUUUGUUUUAAAUUAAAGUUGACUUAUUAAUAGAA
Drosophila kikkawai is the source of this 538-nucleotide messenger RNA. RefSeq lists its product as uncharacterized. The record is from RefSeq and is a predicted model, not a curated record. NCBI's taxonomy places the organism in Eukaryota, Metazoa, Arthropoda, Insecta, Diptera, Drosophilidae.